Wickerhamiella sorbophila is the source of this 1266-nucleotide messenger RNA. RefSeq names its product Origin recognition complex subunit 4. The transcript has a single exon. Gene Ontology annotation, biological process: DNA replication; DNA replication initiation. Gene Ontology annotation, molecular function: DNA replication origin binding; ATP hydrolysis activity. The coding region runs from base 1 to 1266 and encodes 421 amino acids. Lineage: Eukaryota; Fungi; Ascomycota; Dipodascomycetes; Dipodascales; Trichomonascaceae. The record is from RefSeq and is a predicted model, not a curated record. Gene Ontology annotation, cellular component: nuclear origin of replication recognition complex; nucleus.
AUGGGCCAGCCGAUUGUGGAUCAUGUUGUGGAUAAACUAUUCGGGAAAAGGCAGCCGGAGGUGAUGGUCGGGAUUGACUCCAUAUUUGAUCUGGUGUAUGAUAUGCUGGCCAGCACCAUCACCUUGAGACGUGGUGAUUCGUGUAUGAUUAUGGGGCCAAGGUCUGCUGGUAAGACAUUAAUGGUUUCCAAGGUACUUGAAAAGCUGAACAGCAAUUAUAGCGACGAUUUUUUGACUAUAAAGCUGAAUGGAACCAUCCAUGCUGACGAUAAGCAGGCUGUCAGGGCGAUAGCUCGACAGAUCGAUGAGGCUACCAAUAACCAAGAGGCUGAUAAACUCGAAAAGCCUUCAAUGGCCGUGACCAUGCAGAAUUUUUUGACGCUCUUUGAGCAAGCAAACUUUUCAGAGACAAAUUACAAGUCCGUGGUGUUUAUUAUAGAGGAUAUCGACCAGUUCACGUCAGCCGGUAAACAGACCUUGUUGUACAAUUUACUGGAUCUGUCUCAAAGCUCGGUGAUUGGCGUUGCUGUGGUUGGGUUGAGUUGUCGAAUGAAUGCUGCGGAGCUGCUUGAAAAACGUGUGCGAUCCCGAUUCUCUCAAAGGCUGUACAAUCUGCCCAAGCCCAAAAGCCGUCAAGACUUUGUGUCUCGCUGUGCAUCAUUACUGCAAGUCGAUCCAAGCGUCCAAAUAGAUGGAGCACAAGAAUGGAAUACAAAGAUCACCCGCUUAAUGGAUCAGGAUGGGUUAGGAGACGUUGUCUCUGAAGUGUACUAUACCUCAAAAGAUCUUCGUUAUUUUGGCACAAGGGUGGGGCCGUAUUUACAAGGGAAAAACCACAAGGACUUGUGUGCAGAAUGGUUUAUUGAUUCGGUCAUCUCUAAACUCAAUGUGCCUUCUUCUACUGAUACCUUACUACCCAGCUUAUCAGAACUAGAGUGGGCCCUUUUGCUUUGUUCUGCUCGAGCAUCUACUCGCUAUUCAAUUGACAGUGUGAACCUUGUCCUCGCUCAAACGGAAUACUAUGCAAUGGCUCAAGCCCUAAGCAUCGAGCGUUCGUCGGUUACUGGAGUUGGUUACCGUGUUUGGUCAGCCAAAGCCAUUCGGCUGGCGUGGGAGCGUCUCCAACAGCUGGAACUGUUGGUACCCACAGGAACCGCACAAUCUGGCCAGGAGGAUCUUAAAAUGUUACGUCCCGAAACAGGGCUGCAGGAGCUGCGGGGGUUUUUACCCCCAAACCACCCGCUAUUCAGCUGGACGCGCUUGUAA